Molecule: messenger RNA, 1533 nt
Organism: Aspergillus luchuensis
Lineage: Eukaryota; Fungi; Ascomycota; Eurotiomycetes; Eurotiales; Aspergillaceae
Product: putative thiamine biosynthesis protein (Thi-4)
Exons: 9
Coding region: 1-1533 (510 amino acids)
Biological process (GO): thiamine biosynthetic process
Cellular component (GO): cytosol
Molecular function (GO): hydroxymethylpyrimidine kinase activity; thiaminase activity; phosphomethylpyrimidine kinase activity
Source: RefSeq, a predicted model, not a curated record
AUGUCAAUCGCGCGGGUAUUGGUCAUUGCGGGAUCAGACAGCUCCGGUGGCGCGGGUCUGGAAGCGGACCAGAGGGUCCUGGCUGCACAUGGCUGCUAUGCUCUUACGGCCACAACUGGUCUCACAGCCCAGAACACUUUGGGCGUGCAAGACAUCUUUGUUGUCCCCGCAGAGUUCGUGAAAAAGCAGAUUAAUGCCGGCCUGGAAGAUGUUGGCGCGGAUGUUGUUAAGUUGGGGAUGCUUUCUUCUGCAGAGACCAUUGAUGUCAUUGCUGAAGCAUUGACCGUGCACCAAGUGCCUGCGGUGGUGCUGGAUCCGGUUAUGGUCUCUACCAGCGGGUCACGUCUAUUACCUGAAGCAGCCAUUAAAGGUCUGCGCACAAAGCUUCUUCCCUUGACAACUGUUCUCACCCCCAACAUUCCCGAAGCUGUGUUGCUACUGAAAGAUGCCGGUGUGGACGUCCCAGAGCCAACAGAUCUCCCUGGCCUCAUUCAGCUCGCAAAGCAGGUCUGCUCCUUAGGUUCCAGGGGUGUCCUGCUUAAGGGCGGUCAUUUGCCGCUCACCGGUGAUAACCGGACUGCGCAGAAUCAUGAAGAGGCCUCCAAGGUUAUUGAUGUGUUUUUCGACGGAGAAGACACUACCUUGUUUGAGACUGACUAUCUGAUAUCGAAGAAUACGCACGGCACUGGCUGCUCACUUGCCUCGGCCAUAUCGGCCAAUCUCGCCCAUGGUAAGGAUAUGAGGCGGGCAGUUCAGAGCGCGGUUCGUUUUGUUGAGGCAGGUAUCAAGACUAGCAUUGAUCUCGGAAAGGGCAGUGGGCCGAUUAAUCACUUUCAUUCCUUUUACUGUCUACCAUUUUCUCCCGGACAUUUUGUAGAAUAUGUUCUAGACCGUCCUGACGUCCAACCAGCGUGGAACCGUUUCACCGAGCACGAGUUUGUCAAGAGGAUGGGAGAUGGCACACUUUCAGAGGAAAGAUUCAAGUCAUAUCUCGUGCAAGACUAUCUUUACUUGGUUCAAUUUGCCCGGAGCAACGCCCUAGCUUCAUACAAAGCUGGAGACAUGGAGUCCAUUGCUGCGUCAGCCAAGAUUGUUCUACACAUCCAACGUGAGACCGCGUUGCACCUCGAUUACUGUGCGUCCUUUGGUCUUUCGAAAGAGCAAAUGGAGAGCACCCCGGAAACCAUUGCAUGCACCGCAUACGGCCGGUAUAUCCUUGAUAUCGGACAAUCGCAGGAUUGGCUUGCAUUGCAGGUGGCUCUUGCACCUUGCUUACUCGGGUACGGGGCAAUUGCACAAAGGUUGUACAGCGACAAGAAGUCUCUCCGCGAGGGCAACCGGUACUGGAAGUGGAUUGAGAACUAUGUGGCGGAGGACUACACAGAAGCCGUGCGCUUAGGAUCUGAACUACUUGAGACGCAUAUGCGACAGGUUUCGCCCAGUCGAGUGGAAGAAUUGAUCAAGAUCUUCAUACGAGCGACGGAGUUGGAGAUUAGCUUCUGGGACAUGGGACUGGGUGGCAAACAUUUGUAG